AUGAAUUCUGCUGAAACAAAAAAAGACGAUGCCGCAAAAUGUAAAUUAGCUAGAUUUGGAAAUAAAAAAGUGGUUAAAUAUUCGGAUGAAUAUCAUCAUCAACGUUUGAAAAAUAAUGAAUCAGUCAAAAAUAGUCGAUUAAAAGCAAAACAAAAACAAAAAGAAACUGAAAGUCGAAUGAAUAAAUUGGCUGACGAAAAUCAUACAUUGAAUGAACGUCUCGAUUCGUUAAUGAAAGAAUUACAAGUAUUACAAUCACUCUAUAAAGAACUUGGCCAAGAUCUACCAGUCGAAGCUGUUAAGGCGCUUGAACAAAUAAAUCUUUAUUAA
Rotaria socialis is the source of this 330-nucleotide messenger RNA. NCBI's taxonomy places the organism in Eukaryota, Metazoa, Rotifera, Eurotatoria, Philodinida, Philodinidae. The record is from the annotation of a GenBank genome assembly.